Messenger RNA from Pomacea canaliculata, 1113 nucleotides. RefSeq names its product proteoglycan 4-like. The transcript has a single exon. Bases 1 to 1113 code for a protein of 370 amino acids. The record is from RefSeq and is a predicted model, not a curated record. Lineage: Eukaryota; Metazoa; Mollusca; Gastropoda; Architaenioglossa; Ampullariidae.
AUGGAAGAGGUAUCAGAUCUUGAAUUAACAGAAAUGGACACAAGCAAUGAUAUGGAAGAUAUUGAAGGAGACAUGGAUGAUUUUCCAGAAGAAUGGAUGGUAUUAGAUGAUGCAGAUGACAUAGAGGCAACAGAAGUUCAUUCUAAUCAGAUAUCUGAGCCUGAUAAUUCCAGCAAAAAUAUCAACACAUCAGCAGAAAGCCAUUCUUUGCUUAAAACAGACACUGUGACUCUGAAGACUGAAAAUGUUCCAAAGAGUGAUAAACAGUUUUCAGGUCAGCUUAGUGAAAAACAGCCUUCAGUCAAACAAAGUUCUGCAGUCUCCAAACCUUCAGCUACAAAGCCAGGAGUGGGAGCCUCAAAUUCAGCAACAGCACCAACCUCAACAUCAGGAACAGAAACUGCAGGAACCCCUAAGUUAGGAGAGAUAGUACAAGCAGAUAUAAAACCAACAACUCAAACUCCCAAAAAGCCAGUAACAGUCGGGGGAGUGGCAAAAACUCCAAAGCAAGCACAGGCAACUUUAAUAACCUCAAAGUCAGCGGUGGUAGUUCCAAAAAAGCCACAGACCGCAAAGGGAGGAGGAACAGGCUCAGAGCUGUUAGAAACAUCAUCAACAAUCACAAAGUUAACCAUGACAAUUCCAGCAAAGGAUACAACAGCAGCCUCAAAGCCAGUAAUGGAAAUAGCAGCCACUCUAGAGCAAUCAGAAACAACAGCAGCUACCACAAAGUCAGCAGUAGAAAUAAAUCUAGCAGCAGUAGCCUCAAAGCCAGCAGUGGAAACGGCAGCCACUCCAGAGAAAACAGAAGCAGCUACAGCUACCACAAAGUCAGUAGUAGCAGUAAAGUCAGCAGCAGCAACUCCAAAGCCAGCAGUGAUAAAGUCUGUAGAAGCAGUACUAACGACCCCAAAAUCAACAAAAACAAUAGGAGCAGGUUCUGAGUCAAAAGAAAUAGUGGCAACAACAAUGCAGUCGACAUCAAACCAGCAACAGUCACAAAGUCAUCAGCAACAACCUCAAAGACAGCUAAAGCAACAACAGCAGCUGCAAAGCCAGCAGUUGCAAGACCAACAACUCCCAAAUCGGAAGGAACAAAAUUUACAACACUGA